Chiloscyllium plagiosum (whitespotted bambooshark) is the source of this 4376-nucleotide messenger RNA. RefSeq names its product RNA terminal phosphate cyclase-like 1 (gene rcl1). Gene Ontology annotation, cellular component: nucleolus. Gene Ontology annotation, biological process: ribosome biogenesis; endonucleolytic cleavage of tricistronic rRNA transcript (SSU-rRNA, 5.8S rRNA, LSU-rRNA). Lineage: Eukaryota; Metazoa; Chordata; Chondrichthyes; Orectolobiformes; Hemiscylliidae. Gene Ontology annotation, molecular function: RNA endonuclease activity. The record is from RefSeq and is a predicted model, not a curated record.
GGGGCGGGGUCUGUCGCGGCGCGCGUGUCUGUGUCUGUGUGGAGGGAGACGGUCAGGAAGAUGGCGGGUGGCAGCGGGCAGACCGUGCGCUGGGAGGGAGCCGGCUACCUGCGGAUGAGGCUGUCGCUGGCGGUACUGAGCGGCCGCACCGUGUGUAUCACCGGGAUAAGGAGCCUGGAACUGAACCCGGGGCUGCAGGAUUAUGAAGCAAGCUUCAUUAGAUUGAUGGACAAAAUAACAAAUGGUUCCCGGAUUGAAAUAAAUGAAACUGGUACUACAUUAAAUUUCCAACCAGGGCUUCUGUAUGGAGGAAGGAUUGAACAUGACUGUCAUCCACAACGCUCCAUUGGCUAUUACCUGGAAGCCUUGCUCUAUCUAGCUCCUUUUAUGAAGAGACCAUUAAAAGCCACCCUGAGAGGCAUCACUAAUGAUCAAACAGAUCCUUCUGUUGAUACUCUUAAGAUGACAGCCCUUCCCUUAAUGAAACGGUUUGGUAUAGAUGGUGAAGGACUUGAGCUAAAGGUAGUCCGGAGAGGCAUGGCCCCUGGAGGAGGCGGUGAGGUUAUGUUUUCGUGCCCAGUGCGGAGGUUUUUAAAGCCUAUCCAGUUAACUGACCCUGGCAAAAUUAAGCGGAUCAGAGGUAUAGCAUACUCUGUCAGGGUGUCUCCACAGAUGGCCAACAGGAUUGUUGAUUCGGCCAGAAGCAUCUUGAACAAGUUCCUACCAGAUAUCUACAUCUUCACUGAUCACAUGAAAGGAGCACAUUCAGGAAAGUCACCAGGAUUUGGCCUCUCUUUAGUGGCAGAAACAACAAAUGGAACCUUUCUCAGUGCUGAACUCGUUUCAAACCCUCAAGGUCAAGGGUCACCAGUCCUCCCCGAAGACCUUGGCAAGAGCUGUGCAAAGCUUCUUUUAGAAGAAAUCUACAGAGGUGGCUGUGUAGAUUCUGUAAACCAGAGCUUGGCCUUACUGUACAUGGCCCUUGGACAGCAGGAUGUUUCAAAACUUCAGAUUGGUUCACUGUCGCCAUACACGAUUGAGUUUCUGCGGCAUCUGAAAAGUUACUUCCGAAUAAUCUUCAAAAUUGAAGCCCAGCCCAUGGAAGAACAGAAAGGUGGAGAUAAAGUGUUAAUGACUUGCAUUGGUGUUGGCUUUUCUAACAUCAACAAGACCGUCACGUAGGAAGACUACUGUUGCAUCUGAAUGUGUUUGGCAUAGUUCAUUGUAUAUUUAAAACUUCCCUCAAAAAAUUGUAUCUUUGGAAUUUUGUGCAUGAAAACCGAUGUUCACAAGGACACCAUUUAUAAUCUAUAACUUACAUUCUUUUGUCAUUUGGCUAAUACUGAAAGUGAGUGCUCAAUGCAAGUUUAUUGGUGUCUAGGAAGAAACCAAUGUUUCUAACAUGGAAAUUAAUCAACUUCAGUCUUGAACAUACUGAAUGACUGGAUUCUGGUGCAGAGAAUUGUAAAACUUUACCACUCCCUCUGAAAAAAAUUUCUCGUCUCACUCCUAAGGGGCUGACCCUUGUUCUGAGCCUCUGUUCGCUGGUUCUAUGUCCCCUCAGCCACAGAAGCAUCCUUCUGCAUCAACCAUGUCAGUAUUUGUAAGAAUUAUGUUUGAAUGAGAGCACCUGUUAUUCUAAACUACAGAGAAUAUAGGCUUAUUCUAUUGAAUCAUCUUCAAUGACAAUUUGUCUAUUUCAGGAAUUAGUUUGAUGAACCUUUGCACUCCCUCUAUGGCAAGUAUCUAUCUCCUUUGGUGAGGAGACCAAACAAUGAUUCAACUGUGAUCUAGUUAAGGCUGUAAGUAAUUGCAAAAGGACUUAUUUACUCAUGUACACAAAUUCUAUUGUAAUAAAAGCCAACAUAACAUUUGCCUACAUGUUAACGCAGUGACUCAUACAAGGACAUAUCUGUCCCUUUGAAGCUGGAUAUUUCCCAGCUGCUUUCUAAUAAGAAAUACAUUAUUUUUCUUACCAAACUGGAUAACCCCAGUUUCUCCACAUUGUAUUUUAUAUGCCAAGUUAAGCUCACUCCUUAGUUUUGUUAUCUACUAACUUGAAAUAUUACAUAUAAUCCUGAUAUCCAAAUCAUGGAUAAACAUUGUAAAUAGCCAUGCCCACGCACUGAUCUUUGCAGUACCACAGAACCUGAAAAAGAACCAUUUAUUCCUACACAUUGUUCCUAUCUGUGACCAGUUCUCAAUCUGUGCCAAUAUAUUCCUCCCAUCCUGUGGGCUCUAAUUUUGUUUCCCUAGGUCUUGUUUGAAACCUUACCAUAAGUGUUCUGAAACUCUAAACAUACCAAAUCCACUAGAUUUCUUUCCACACCUCCUCCCCCCCCCCCCAUAUCUAUUCUGUUGCUUAUAUCCUCAAACUCCCAACAUGUCAAAUGUGAUUUCCUGUUCAUCAAUUUGUGUUGACUCCACCCAAUUUUGUGUUCUGUUUUUGCAUUCUUAUAGAUUCUCAUUUUCCUUUCUUAUGUUAGGCCAAAGGAUUUAGUUUACUGUUUUCUCCCUCAUUUAUUGAGUAGUGGGGUUAUAUUUGCCAACUUUCAAUCUGCAGGGAUGGACCAAUCCAGAAUAUAUAGAAUUUUCUAAUAUCUCUAGCCACAUUUUCAGCAAUAUGCUGGAAAUCUUUAGAUUUAGGAAAUGUAUGUGCUUUAAGUCCCUCUAAGUGUCUGGUAUUGUGUUAUUUUUAAUUAAAAUCUUGUACUUUCUUGUUUACACAUUACCAGACUCUCCAUUAUCUUUGGGAGGUGUUUAGUGUUUGUUUAGUUUCUCUCCAAUUUAAUUAUUCCUUUUUAUAACUUCCGAACUUACCUGCAAUGGACCCACAAUUGGCUGAUCUUUUCCAGUUUGCAAUUUCCAAAUUGUUUAUACAGUUGUCGCUAUUUUUUCCAAUUUUAUUUUCCCUUUCUUGGCUGUCCAUUUGGAAUUCUAAAAUCCUCCUAAUUCUCAGGCUUACGAAUUUUUGGCAACAGUAUAGGCUUUUUCCUUUGAUCUAAAACAAACCUUAAUUUCUUUUGUUGGCCUAGGUUUGGAUAUUUUCCUUGUUGGGUUUUUGUGCUUUAAAAGAAUGUAUUUUUGUAAAGUGCAUGUUCAUUCUUUAAUUGUUGGCUAUCACCUGCCUCCUGUUGUACGUUUUAAAUGUAGUUUCCCAAUCCACUAUAGUCAACUUGUCCCUCACAGCUUCAUGAUUUCCUUCAUUUCGAUUAGAGAUUCUAAUUUCUGACUGAACUACAUCAGUUUCAUUUCAAUGUAAAAUCUAGCAUAAAAUCAGUUUUUCCAGGUUGUCUUAAAUUUCAACCAUUUUUUACGUCCCUUGUACUCUACACUAGAUUUGAGAUGUGCAUUAUCUUUUUACAGUACAUUUUUCAGCCCUCAAAUACAGCAAAGAAGUGAACUGUUAAUUCUUAGAAGAAUCGUUUCUGCGAAAUUCUGCAGCAGUCUGGCCAAGAGAAUAACUGGGCAUUCCCCUGUCCUGUGCCACCCAGAACCCAGCCAUUAGAUCAUUGAGUUACUGGUUCACCUGCUUCUGUCCCUUCCCAGCAAAUAGGAGGAAUUCACAAUGGGGAGAUUCCAUUGUCUAAAAAGUCACUGCACUUUAGGUAUGCAAACCUGCAAUUUAAAAUUGCAGAUCAUUGUAGUUUUGGCUCAGCUUGAGCAUUGUUGCCUCUGAAUCAAAAGGCUUUUGAUUUCAAACCCCAUUCCAGAGACUUGAUUUCACAAUUUAGACAGGCAUUUUGAUACUAUACUGAUUGAGUGCUGCACUCUUGGAAAUACUGUCUUUCGGAUAAGACAUUAAACGAAGACCUAUCUUCUUCUGUCUUCCAGCUCGUCCCCCACUCACUCAAACCUCAGGUACAAUUGAAAGAUACCAUGCCAAUUUUGAAUAAGAGCAAAGAAUAUCGUUUGGUGCAUAAAUAUGUGCCAACUAAUUUUAUGUGAUCAUUCUCUCUUUGCUGUUUUGGGGAGUAGCUUGCUGCCUGCAAAUUGGGUGUUUUAUUUCCCUGUUAGAAAAAUAAUUGCAGUUCAGAGAUUGCUGUAAACACCUUCUGCGACAUCCUGUAGAAAUGGGUAGGAACAGGAAUAGGCCAGUCAAUCCUUCCAACAUGUUUGCAGUUCAAUUAAAUCAAAGCUGACCUUUUCUUAGUUUUUACGCUCCUUAUUUCUGCAUGCUUUAAUAUCCUUACCGAACAAAAAUCUUACCUGUUUCAAUUGAUCUAACUUAUGCUGUUAGUUUGGAUGUGUUGCAGAUGUACACUACUCUGAAAAUGUGUUAACUGACAUCAUUUCUGAAUGAUCCUAGAUUAGAGUGGUGCUGGAAAAGCACAGUAGUUCAGGCAGCAUCCGAGGAGCAGGAAAUCGCCCUUCAU